This is a messenger RNA of Podarcis raffonei (Aeolian wall lizard), 1423 nucleotides long. Its product is annotated as C-type lectin domain family 1 member B-like. NCBI's taxonomy places the organism in Eukaryota, Metazoa, Chordata, Lepidosauria, Squamata, Lacertidae. The record is from RefSeq and is a predicted model, not a curated record. The transcript has 6 exons. The coding region runs from base 90 to 938 and encodes 282 amino acids.
CCCAGAUCUCCUGACCCCCCCCCCAACCCCUGCAAAGGGGUCCCUGAAGCCUCUUCCCGGACCCCCUCUUGCCCCACGGAGGCCCCAAGAUGCCCCUGGAGCCCAGGCCCCCGGGGGCCAAGGUGGUCCCGGCCUCCAGCCUCCAGGCCAAGUCCCAGGUCUUGAGCGCCAAGUCCCGCUCGGCGGAGGUGAGGGCCACCCCAAAAGGACCGGCCUUCUGGAGCAAGUCUUCGCCCCAGCUGCGCCGGGAGCUGCCCAAGCCCCCCAGCCGGCCCUCCUGGGUCUCCUGGGCCCUGCAGAACAGGAUCCCCGGCCCCCCAGAUGUUUUGGGCAUCUCCACCUGGUGGCAAAUCUGGGCGCUGCUCUUGGUGGCUCUUUCCUUGGCCUUGUUCUGCACUCUGCUCAUUUUGAUUUACAAUUACACCCACGUGGCGACAGAAAUCAUUGCCGAAUCUAAACUGCUGCAGCGUUCAGAGAAGAGGCUGAAGAUGGCCGUUCAGCAGCAAGCAGAAGGCAGAACCCUGACAUGCAGAUCCUGCAAAAGGCACUGGAUGCAAUGGGGAGACAGCUGCUACCUGCAUACCACUGAGCCCAUGUCCUGGAAAGACUGCUUGAGCCACUGCAAGUCACUCAAAAGCGGCCUCUUGAUCGGGAGCACCGAAGGAGAAAUGGAAUUCCUGCUGUCGGAGACGGUGGACUGGUUCACGAUGCACAACAACCGGCUCCGAGGUGGAAGCUACUGGAUCGGCCUGAUGUACAACACGUCCGACAGAAUCUGGAAGUGGGCCGACGGGGCAAACCUGCACAUCAGGAUGUCUGGAGGCUGGCAGCACGUCUCCGCCAUGGUGGACAUCUGCGUCACCUUCAGCCAAGGUGAUUCGUCCAUCUUUGAAUGCAACAGCAAGCACCAGUGUCUGUGCAAGAAGUCAGUGGAAUGAAGCAGGCAGCAAUCCCGGGUCCAGGCGCCCCGCUCUAGAGGCCCUCACGAAAACAGCAUCCACGGACAUCUCUCGUCAAGGGGCGCAUCUUACCCUACGAAGGCGCAUGGUGUGGGCCUCGUCUUCCGGCCACUGUCUCUGCCAGGGCCACAAGCUGCUCUCUCUGCAAUGGUCGGAGAAGUCAUCCACCGCCGCUAGUGAGCUUCUACCUCUGCCCCUUAAGACUUGUGUUUUCGCUUCGGCCUUUGGAGGCAUGCUGGGCGAGAUCUGCCGAAAUGCAAACUCCCCGUCUGCCGCUGAAAUCCAGUUGCAGCCGUUCUUUUUUACUGUUUGACCGGCCGUGCAUCAGCUUGGCCGUUGGUUUGUUGAUGUUUUCGUUGCCGUUCUCAUGUGCUUAUGGUAAACCGCUCUGUGAUCCUGGCAGAUGGGAGGGUGAUCUGGAAGAAUAAGUCAAUAGAUGUUAAAAAUAAAUGUGUAUUAUACUA